Messenger RNA from Hyla sarda, 2526 nucleotides. RefSeq names its product MAGUK p55 scaffold protein 1 (gene MPP1). Gene Ontology annotation, cellular component: plasma membrane; cell-cell junction. The coding region runs from base 394 to 1776 and encodes 460 amino acids. NCBI's taxonomy places the organism in Eukaryota, Metazoa, Chordata, Amphibia, Anura, Hylidae. Gene Ontology annotation, molecular function: signaling receptor binding. The transcript has 12 exons. The record is from RefSeq and is a predicted model, not a curated record.
GAGCAGCGGAGGGAGUGCAGUUGUUUUUCUGUAUUGUGGAUGCUGGUGGGAUAGAAUUAUAGAGACCGGAGGGGGGACGCGCGAUAAGGCAGUAGACUAUGUAGGUGUGUGUAGCCGUGUGUGCGGAGGAGAGCCGUGUGAGGCGGGAUACAGCGGACGCGCAGGUUCAGGGCUCCCUGAGAUUGUGCAGGUCUUGCAGAUUUAUUAUCGCUAUUGCUGCUGCGCUCCUGAGUCAGCCUGUUGUGUACAGAUAAAGAGGGUAGAGUGCAGCGCGGAGACCAGAGCGGGACACACGGGCGGCGGAGCGGGACACACGGGCGGCGGAGCGGGACACACGGGCGGCGGAGCGGGACACACGGGCGGCGGAGCGGGACACACGGGCGGCGGAGCGGGAUGACGCUGAAGUUCGAGCGCUCGGAGAUCGUCCGCACUGACGGCCCCAGCAUGAGGUCCGCGCUGUCCGAUCUCUACCUGGAGACCCUGCUGCAGAACCGGGCGGCCACCCAGGGAUUUUCCUCCCCACCUAAAGUUUUAUCAGAAGAGUUUUGCACCAAUGGAUCUGCAGCCGGGUGUCCUGAGGAAAAGAAAAAAGUUCGACUUGUGCAGUUUGAAAGAGAGACGGAGGAGCCCAUGGGCAUCACCCUCAAGUUGAAUCCACAGCAGAAGUGUGUUGUUGCACGUAUCUUACAUGGCGGACUUAUCCACAGGCAAGGUUCUCUUCAUGUUGGUGAUGAAAUUCUUGAAAUCAAUGGAACAAGCGUCCAAAGCCAAAGUGUGGACCAUCUGCAGAGUGUCUUGAAAGAAAGCAAAGGAACGAUCACUCUAAAGGUGUCCCCAACGCAAAGCAACCGUAAGCUCCCACUUCAGAUGUUUGUACGAGCGCUCUUUGAUUAUGACCCUCUUUCUGACCCCCUCAUUCCAUGCCGAGAGGCAGGCCUGCGCUUCCGUACUGGAGAUAUUCUGCAGAUCAUAAACAAGGAUGAUUCUAACUGGUGGCAGGGAAAGAAACAAGGGGAAGAAAAAGCCGGUCUAAUACCUUCACCUGAAUUGCAAGAGUGGCGUGUAGCAAGCACAAAUACAAGUAACCAAAUACCUCAGAGCUGUAGUCCCUUCAGCAAAAAGAAAAAGUGCAAGGAUAAAUACUUGGCAAAGCAUAGCUCUAUUUUUGAUCAGCUAGAUGUGGUGUCUUAUGAAGAAGUGGUGUCUCUUCCUGCUUUUACUAGGAGAACCCUUGUGCUCAUUGGUGUCAGCGGAGUUGGGCGUAGCCACAUAAAAAAUGUUUUGCUUACCAAAUAUCCUGAGAGGUUCAGCUACCCCUUACCACACACAUCUCGUCCCCCAAAACGUGGAGAGGAAAAUGGUGCCUCGUAUCAUUUUGUGUCUGUGGAAGAAAUGAGUCAAGGAAUUUCGGAAAAUCAAUUUUUGGAGUUUGGCAGCUUUAGUGGAUAUAUGUUUGGAACAAAGAUCCAGACUAUAAAGGAUAUCCACAAUGAAGGAAAGGUGGCCGUUCUCGACAUAGAGCCACAGACACUAAAGAUGGUCCGUACAGCAGAGCUGGCUCCAUUCAUUGUCUUUAUAUCUCCCACUGAUACUGACAAGUCUGAUGCACUCCAAAAGCUUCGUGCAGAUUCAGAGGCUCUCCGGGUUCGCUAUGCUCAAUACUUUGACCUGACUCUGGUUAACAAUGAUGUGGAACAAACUGUUCAGGAUCUACUAGGGGCUCUUGAUGCAGCCUGUGCCUCUUCCCAGUGGGUCCCAGUGACCUGGGUAUAUUGACAAUAUUACUAUACGUUAUAAGCCAACAUCCACUCCAGUAUAGGGUAUUUACUGCCCAACAUACGGCAAAUGAUCUAUUUCCUCCUUAGUCAAAUUUCAUGUACUCCUACGAGAUUUAUAAACAUUUGCUCCAUUUAUUUUCUGCUAUGGUUGCACAUUUCUGAUAAUCAGAAUAUCUCUUCAACAGACUAGACAUUUCCUUGUUGCGUACAAUGAUUUGUGUACUGUCAGAUUUAUAACAAGUAAUGCAAAAAUACACAAGUAUUCAUGUCUGUUGAAAAGUUAAGAUGUAUAUUCAGAUCACUCUAAAAGAAGGCCUUGGACUAAAGGUGGCCAUACCCAUUAGAUGAGUGUCACACAAACCCACUGAUUUCGGUGAGACAGGCAGACCACUAUCGGGGUACUUAAAAUUUGUCUGCUGACACCUCUGUCCAUUUCAGGAACUGUCCAGAGCAGGAGAGGUUUCCUAUGGAGAUUUGCUCCUCCUCUGGACAUUUCCUAAUAUGGACAGAGGUGUCAGCAGAGAGCACUGUGGUCAGACAGGAAAUUCAAAAAGCAAAGAACUUCCUCUGUAGUAUACAGCAGCUAAGUACUGGAAGGAUUAAGAUUUUUACCGUAUAUACUCGAGUAUAAGCCGAGUUUUUUCAGCACGAUUUUUCGUGCUGAAAACGCCCCCCUCGGUUUAUACUCGAGUGAACUCUCUGCCUGUCAAUCCCUUCUCAGUGGUCUUCAACCUGCGGACCUCCAGAU